AUGGGGCUGUUCCGGGCGGCGUCUGGCCUGGCCCGUGUGGCGCUGCGGCGGAACCUCUCGCGCGCCGCGGCGAGCCCCUUCGCCAGCGGCGGUGGCGCCGUCCCGGGCGCCGCGCCGGCGCGCUACUUCCACUCCACCCGCCCGCGCCGGUUCGCCGCGCCCGCACCCCGCGCGGUGCCGCUCUCGCGCCUCACCGACAGCUUCCUCGACGGGACCAGCAGCGUCUACCUCGAGGAGCUGCAGCGGGCCUGGGAGGCCGACCCCAACUCUGUCGACGAGUCCUGGGACAACUUCUUCCGCAACUUCGUCGGCCAGGCUGCCGCCACCUCUCCCGGCCUCUCCGGCCAGACCAUCCAGGAGAGCAUGAGGCUGCUGCUGCUUGUCAGGGCGUACCAGGUGAGCGGCCAUCUGAAGGCCAAGCUCGACCCGCUUGGGCUGGAGGAGCGCCCGGUCCCGGACGUGCUGGACCCGGCGUUCUAUGGGUUCUCUGAGGCGGACUUGGACCGCGAGUUCUUCCUUGGGGUGUGGAGGAUGGCUGGGUUCCUUGAGGAGAACCGGCCAGUGCAGACGCUGCGUUCCGUGCUGGAGCGGCUCGAGCGGGCCUACUGUGGCACCAUUGGGUAUGAGUACAUGCACAUACCUGACAGGGAGAAGUGCAACUGGCUCAGGGAUAGGAUCGAGACAGUUAACCCAAGGGAGUACUCUUAUGAGCGUCGUCAGGUCAUGCUGGAUAGGCUUAUCUGGAGCACACAGUUUGAGAAUUUCUUGGCAACCAAGUGGACGACUGCAAAACGGUUCGGUCUUGAAGGCGCUGAGACUCUGAUCCCUGGCAUGAAAGAGAUGUUUGACAGGGCAGCUGAUCUUGGUGUAGGGAGUAUUGUCAUUGGGAUGCCACACAGAGGCAGGCUAAAUAUCUUGGGAAAUGUUGUGAGGAAGCCCUUGCGACAGAUAUUCAGCGAGUUUAGUGGUGGUACCAAGCCUGUCAAUGAAGGGGAGGGGUUGUAUACAGGGACUGGUGAUGUCAAGUACCAUCUUGGAACUUCAUAUGAUAGGCCUACCAGGGGUGGGAAACAUAUCCAUCUGUCACUGGUUGCAAACCCGAGUCAUUUGGAAGCAGUUGAUCCUGUUGUUGCUGGGAAGACGAGAGCGAAACAGUACUAUUCUAAUGACCGUGACAGGACCAAGAAUUUGGGAGUGUUGCUGCAUGGUGAUGGUAGUUUCUCAGGUCAGGGCGUUGUGUAUGAGACGCUGCAUCUCAGUGCCCUUGAAAACUACACCACUGGUGGGACAAUACAUAUCGUGGUCAAUAAUCAGGUUGCUUUCACUACUGAUCCAAAGUCAGGGAGAUCCUCGCAGUAUUGCACAGACGUAGCAAAAGCAUUGGAUGCUCCAAUUUUCCAUGUUAAUGGUGAUGAUUUGGAGGCCGUUGUUCAUAUCUGUGAGCUCGCUGCAGAAUGGCGACAGACAUUUCAUUCAGAUGUAGUGGUGGACAUUGUAUGCUACCGGCGAUUUGGCCAUAACGAAAUUGACGAGCCAUCCUUCACCCAACCUAAGAUGUACAAGGUGAUUAGGAACCAUCCAAGUGCGCUUGAGAUUUAUCAAAGAAAGUUGUUGGAGUCUGGGAAGAUCUCAAAGGAAGAUAUUGAUAAGUUAAACAAGAAGGUCAGCACUAUACUUAAUGAGGAAUUCCAGAAUAGCAAAGACUAUGUUCCCAACAAGAGGGACUGGCUUUCAGCUUACUGGACUGGGUUCAAGUCACCAGAGCAGAUUUCGCGUAUCCGAAACACUGGUGUCAAGCCAGAGAUUCUAAAACGUAUUGGAGAAGCCAUGACUACUCUGCCAGAAAAUUUCAAGCCUCACAGGGCUGUGAAGAAGAUUUUUGAUCUGCGGCGCCAGAUGAUCGAGACUGGAGAAGGCAUUGAUUGGGCAGUUGGUGAAGCGCUUGCUUUUGCUACUCUUAUAAUUGAGGGGAACCAUGUCAGGUUAAGUGGUCAGGAUGUUGAGAGGGGUACAUUCAGCCACCGUCAUGCUGUCAUCCAUGACCAAGAAACUGGAGAGCAGUACUGCCCGCUGGAUCAUCUUGUUAUGAAUCAGGAUGAGGAACUUUUUACUGUAAGCAACAGUUCCCUGUCAGAAUUUGCUGUUUUGGGCUUUGAAUUGGGUUACUCCAUGGAAAACCCGAACUCAUUGGUCUUAUGGGAAGCUCAGUUUGGUGAUUUUGCAAAUGGAGCUCAAGUGAUAUUUGAUCAGUUCCUGAGUAGUGGAGAGUCAAAAUGGCUCCGCCAGACUGGCCUUGUUGUUUGCCUUCCUCAUGGAUAUGAUGGUCAGGGGCCUGAACAUUCUAGUGCAAGAUUGGAGCGCUUUCUUCAGAUGAGUGAUGACAACCCUUAUGUUAUACCAGAGAUGGAUCCAACACUGCGGAAGCAAAUCCAGGAGUGCAAUUGGCAGGUCGUUAAUGUAACGACUCCUGCAAAUUAUUUCCAUGUUCUGCGUCGUCAGAUACACCGGGACUUCAGGAAGCCUUUGAUUGUGAUGUCCCCAAAGAACCUCCUUCGCCACAAGGACUGCAAAUCCAACCUAUCUGAAUUUGAUGAUCUUGCGGGCCACCCUGGAUUCGACAAGCAAGGGACACGCUUCAAGCGGCUCAUUAAGGACCAGAAUAAUCACAAGGAUCUCGAGGAGGGAAUCAACCGUCUAGUUCUUUGCUCUGGAAAGGUGUACUAUGAACUGGAUGAAGAAAGAAGGAAGACGGAGCGCACUGAUGUUGCUAUAUGUAGAGUUGAGCAGCUCUGCCCGUUCCCCUAUGACCUCAUCCAGCGCGAGUUGAAGAGAUAUCCAAAUGCUGAGAUCGUGUGGUGCCAGGAGGAGCCCAUGAACAUGGGAGCGUACAGCUACAUCAACCCGCGGCUGCUGACGGCGAUGAAGGCUCUGGGCUGGGGUCGCAUCGAGGACAUCAAGUAUGUCGGCAGGGCUCCGUCCGCUGCUACCGCGACGGGCUUCUACUCGGUGCACGUGCAGGAGCAGGCGGAGCUGGUACAGAAGGCCCUGCAGCGCGACCCCAUCAACUACCCGUUCUGA
Molecule: messenger RNA, 3078 nt
Organism: Miscanthus lutarioriparius
Lineage: Eukaryota; Viridiplantae; Streptophyta; Magnoliopsida; Poales; Poaceae
Source: the annotation of a GenBank genome assembly